AUGGCAUCAUCAUCGGCGUACAUGCAGCGCCCCACCACCGGUGGCGGCGGCGGCCGCCACACGUCUGCGGGUGCCAACCGCCCGGCCACUAGUGGCGGGGGCAGGGAAAGUAGCGCGCGGGGUAGGGCGUCGACGGGUGCUCCGCGGAACAACCCCGCGCGGAACUGCCCAUCCCCGCUGGACGUUAUCGACGAUGGCGGACACUUCUUCCCCUCUCCCCGCAAUCGCCCCGCGGAUACCUUUUCGACCGCCAGGCGCCACCUUUCCCCCUUCGACUCUCACCGCGGCGGGGGGCGGGUCGCCCGCAGCGGCGCCUCCGGCUGCUUAGAUAGGUACUUGGGGGAAGACAUGGCGGAGGCUGGUCUGGAGGCGCCCCAGAAACAGCGGUAUCCGGGGAAAGGGAUGGCGGAGAUGGCGGAGGAAUGGCCUCCGCGGAGCUCUGUGCGGCGCUCGAUGCGGCGCGCGGGAUCCAUGGAGGUUUCCUCGCUGAUGCGGCGCGCCAGUGAUUUCGACCCCCCAACCUCCCGCGGCCUCGCCGCGAGUUAUGGCACUCGCGCGGGGAAGGGGCGCGCUGAACAGGGGGAACACGGGGAUGCGUGGAACGACGCGAGCAGCCGCAAUGAGGGAGGAGAGCGGCAGGGGUUGCGGAGCGAGCGCGCGGACGGCGCGGGAAGAGCAAGGGUGUCGCGGGAGGGCGGGGAGGAGAUGCGCGAAGGCGGAACGGGGCGGCGGAGCCACGCAGGCGUGGCGGCUGUAGAUAUUUACCGGGCGGAGGAGCAGGGGGAAGAGGAGGAGGCAGGCGAUACGAGCUGCGACAUGUCGCCGUAUGCGACAGGCGACACCUUUGGCGAAAUGUCGCUCUACUCUACGGGCGACACUAGCAGCUACAGGAGCAGCCGCCAAUCGCGGUCCAGUCAGGAGUCCGACGAGGCGGACAGCGCCGCCUGGGGGGGGUGGGGCGCGCCGUGGGCAGAGGGCGCGGGCAGCGAGCGGGAGAAACCGCGGGUGGCGGAGCCGAGGUUCGCGGAGGCGGCGGGAGCGGGGGGGCGCGCGCGGAGGAUGCGGCGGGCAGUGAGCAGCGUGGGGGGCGGGUCGUUUGGCGCGCGGAGGGGAGCAGAGGGGGGGGUGGAGGAAGGGGAGGAGGACGGGCUGGAAGAAGAGGAGGGGUACGGAAGAGAAGAUGAGCGGCGGGAAGGAGGAGGAGGGGACAGCACGUUGCUAGGGCUGCGGUCGCCACAGGGGCAUGUACUGCCAGGCAUGGUGCUGCGCCCCGCGUCCCUCGCUCUCCCUGCUGCACCUGCAGCAGAGACGCCUGGUGGAAAAACACCUCAACAGCACAAGCUGCAGCAGCAGCCAUUGGCGUUUGAUUUGAGUCAAAAGGUACCGAUAUGGGGGCGGGGACAUGGGGAGGAAGAGGGGAGCCGCGGAGGCGGGUUGGCGGAGGAGAGGGGGAAAGGGGGGAGGAGGUCAGAGGAGGAAAGGCGGAAUGGGGAGCAGAUGGGGGAGCAGUGGCUUGGGGGUGGUGUGCAUGGGAUGAUGAUGCUGCCUGGGCGGGGGAUGGGCCGGGGGCGGCUGUCUCGGGACCCCUCCGCCUCCUCCUCCUCUCCCCCCUCCGCCUCCUCUCCUCUCCGCCCCCCUGCGCGCACUGUCUCCCGCGCAAUGGACGCAUGCCAGGCUGCGGGGAUAGGCGCGGGAGGAAUGGUGCCCAGCAGUAACAGUAGGAGCGGUGGGGGCGCGGGGGGCGUGGCAGAGCGCAUGGCAGGGCGCCUGGCAUCUACGCUGUCGGGGAAAUUGAUGGGGCUGGCGCGACUGGGGAGUGGGGUGCUGCUGGGGGAUGGGCGUGGGGGGAAAGGGAUGAAGGUGGGCGGGGGGAGUGGCGGAGGAAAGCACGAAGGCCCUUCCCGACCCGACGCGUCAGCAGCAGGGGGGAGCUUUGCGGAGCUUCUGGGGGGAAGCAGGGCAGAGAAGGGGCUGGGGAGGGGGCGGCUGCGGUCGUCUGGGGGGAGUGGGAUGUGGGCGGAGUGGCACUCCUCCUCCCGUGGCCCCGGUAGCUUUCUCGGCGGCGGCUUGCUGAUUGGCAAAGCUGUGGGCCAAUCGCGGCCUGCCACGGCAGCAGCCCGGGUGUUGAGGUCUCCGACUGGUGGUGGAAGCAACAGCAGUGGCGGUGGUGGUGGUGGUGGUGAUGGGGUUGUCUGUUUUGAGAAUUCUAAAAAAGGUGCGGGGAGGGAGCUAGGGGGGGAGGAGGGGCGGAAGGGAGGGUUGGUGCGAGCAGCAGAAGGCAGUGGGAAGCAGCCUAGGUAUGUGUGCCUUGCGCCUAGUGAGGAUAGCGAGGAGAGUGAGGAGGGGAGCGAGGAGGGGAGUGAGAGAGGGAGUGAGCAGGGGAGUGAGAAGGUUGGUGAGAAGGGGAUGGAGAGGGGGAAUGAGAGGGUUGGUGAUAGGGGGAGUGAGAGGAAUAGUGAGAGGGGGAGUGAGAAGGGGAGUGUGAGGGGGAGUGAGAUGGGGAGUGAGAGGGAGAGAAGAGUGGACUUGUAUGAGGAUGACCGUGCUUCUGUGGCAAGUAGUGAUCAGACAGGGAAGGGAGCGCAGGUGGGUGGUGGUCAAGGAAGCAGCAGCAAGGGGUACCAGUAUGAAGGGGAGCAAGGGGAGUUGUAUGGUGGCAAUGGCAUGGGGCGGGGAGGUGAUGGGAUGGGCGGGAGUGGUGCCGGAGAGAGCGGGCAAGGCAGUGUGGGACGGGGUAGGAAGGGCGUGGAUGAGGGACAAUGGGCGGGCUCGCAUCUUGACAUCCACACCGCACAUUAUGAGACCCACCACUCCCAUCAUGAGGCUCACCCCUCGCAUCACGAGAAGAGCCACCACUUGCAAGAAGCGAACAGGGGUUUUCCGGCUGAGGUGGUGUGGGCUGAUAGUGCGCUUCGUGGCAUUGACGAUGCUCUGUGGGUUGAUCCUGAUAGCAAGAGCCAAGGGCAAGGAGCUUGGGAGGAGGAGGAGGUGGAUGCGGAGGAGGGGCAAGGAGGGGAAGAGGAGGAGGAAGAGGAGGAGGAAGAGGAGGAGGAAGAGGAGGAGGAAGAGGAGGAGGAAGAGGAGGAGGAGGAGGAAGAGGAGGAGGAAGAGGAGGAAGAGGAGGAAGAGGAGGAGGAAGAGGAGGAGGGAGAGAAGGGAUUAAUAAGUGCGAGGGAGCGUAGGGUGAGUCCAUUUGUGGAAGAUGAGGUGAGGGGAGGGUGGAGAGAGGAAGGGAGGUGCGGUAGAGGGGAGGUGGAGGAGGAUGACGAGGGAGAGGGAGAGGAGGGAGAGGAGGUAGUUGUGAAAGGAAGGGAUUCCUGGGAGUCUUGGAAGGGUAGGAACGGGAGUGAGAGGCAUGGAGGGAAGGGCAGGCAGGGCAGCGACUGUGUAGCCCGUCAGGAGGAGGACCUUUAUAGGGAUAGAUGCGCUGGUGGUGCGGAGGAGGAGGAAGAGGAGGAGGAUGAUGAUGAUGGGUGGUGGCGGGAUGGCAGGCGGAGAGACGACAGGAGACGAGAGGAGGCGAUGGAGGAGGAGAGGAGACGGGGGGAGCGAAGGAGGGAGGAGGGGAGGAGACGGGAGGAGGAGAAGAGAAGAGAGGAGGAGAGGAGAAGAGAUGAGGAGAGGAGAAGAGAGGAGGAGAGGAGAAGAGAGGAGGAGAGGAGGAGAGAGGAGGAGAGGAGAAGAGAGGAGGAGAGGAGAAGAGACGAAGAGAGGAGAAGAGAGGAGGAGAGGCGGAGAGAGGAGGAGAGGAUUCGAGAGCAGGUGCGAGCAGAGGAAAGGCAGAAGGUCCUGGAGGAGUUAGAGCGGGAGAGGGAGCAGCGGAGGAGGGCGGAGGGGGAGCUACGGAGGCUGGAGCAGGAGAGGAGGGAGCAAGAGGAGCGCAUGCGGGCAAUCAAGGAGAAGCGGCGAGCAGCCAAGCAGAGGCUAAGGGUUGAUGUUGCCGGGCUGCGCACCCCCACAUCCGCCUUUUCCUCCACUUCCUCCUCUUCUUGCUCCUCCGCCACCUCCUCCCCGGGUUUCUCCCCUCUCAUGUCCUGCCCUGUGAGGUCUCCCUCCCCUCUGUCCGCCUCCCCGCUUUCUGCCUCCCCGCUUUCUGCCUCCCCCCUGUCUGCGUCCCCUCUCUCCUCCUCCUCUCCCUUCCGCAAGACAGCACGGAGCAGCAGGAUGGAGCAGCAGCGAGCGGAGGCGAGAGGGGGAGUGGGACACUGUGAGGUGCCGGCCCGAACUGGCGUGGCUGCGUGGGCUGAUGCUGUGGAUGCUGGGGGGAAGUGGCCCGGGGGUGGAGAUGCGAGGAGGAGAGAGGAAGCGGGUGAGGCCGAGGGAGAGGGUGCGGGAGAGGGGAGGUGGGGGAUGCAGGGGGGGAGCAUGCGACCAGUGACUCCAGAGCCAAUGAGAGCACGACUGACACGGAAGAACCGAGAGGUUAUUCGGCCCAGCAAGGCCAAGAAGAAAAAGAGGGAGAAGGUGAAGGGGAAGGGGAAGGAGAGGGAUGAGACGGAUAAGGAGGGGGAGCAGGGAACGGAAAGGGAGGAGGAGGAGGAGGUGGAGGGGAGGGGAAAGGCUGGGAGGAGAGCUGGUGAUGUGGCGGGGGAGAGGGCUGUGUGGAGUGAGAUGCGGCAGAGAGAGGCAGCGGAGGAUCGGGAGGGCACUGGAUUCGGUUGGGAUGGGAAGAAGGGAGCCGGAAAGGGGAGACACGGAGAGGAGGAAGCGGAGGAGGACGAGGUAGAAGGGGGGGAGAAGGAGGAGGAAGACGAUGAGGAGGAGGAAGGGGAGGAGGAGUGUGAAGGCGGCGAGUUGCAACUAGAGCCGGACGGAACCUUGAACAUUCUCCAGCGGCCGUUUGUGCCAGUUGCAGACAGCUACUGGCUGGACCGCAGUGAGCUGGGGCGCGGCAGGUUCGGCAUCAUCCGGCUGUGCCUGUGCCGCAGGACCGGCGGGAGGUUCGCGUGUAAGACGAUCAGCAAGGAGCUGCUGACGUGCCAGCAGGAUGUGGAGGACGUGCGGAGAGAGGUGGCGGUGAUGGGACUGUUGCACGGCCACCGGCACGUUGCUGCGCUCAUUGACACGUUUGAGGACGACCAGCACGUGCAUCUGGUGAUGGAGCUGUGUGCGGGGGGAGAGCUGUUCGACCGCAUCAAGGCCAAGGGGCGCUACUCGGAGCCGCAGGCAGCGGCCGUGGUGGCCACGGUGGCGCGUGUGCUGCAGCAGUGCCAUGCGGCGGGCGUGAUCCACCGCGAUGUGAAGCCCGAGAACAUCCUGUUGUGCACCAAGCAGAGCGACACUGAUGUGAAGCUCAUUGACUUUGGUGUCGCCACCUUCUUCCAGCCAGGUGUGCCCUGCACGGACAUGGCAGGCAGCCCGUAUUACCUCGCACCAGAGGUUCUCGCAGAGAGCUACGGGCCCGAAGCAGACGUGUGGAGCACGGGAGUGGUGCUGUACAUCCUGCUCUCUGGCCUUCCUCCCUUCUGGGCGCCUAACAACGAGGCCAUCUUCCAAGCCAUCAAGGCCGCCCCCGUGAACCUCGUGCGCCCGCCGUGGCCGUCGGUGUCCGGCGAGGUGCGGGACCUGGUGCGGCGCAUGCUGGAGAAACGGCCGGAAGACCGGAUCACGCUCGCGGAGGUGCUGGAACACCCGUGGAUUUUACGGCACACACGAGCCUCUGCGCCUAGUGAGGGCAGCAUGUAG
Messenger RNA from Closterium sp. NIES-65, 5685 nucleotides. Lineage: Eukaryota; Viridiplantae; Streptophyta; Zygnematophyceae; Desmidiales; Closteriaceae. The record is from the annotation of a GenBank genome assembly.